AUGGAUUUUGAAGAAUACAGAAAACACGGAAAGGAGAUGGUGGACUAUAUAGCGGAUUACUUGAAAAACAUCCGUGAACGCCGAGUACUACCGAAUGUGAAGCCGGGUUACAUGCGCCACCUGGUUCCCGACUCUGCCCCACAAGAUGGGGAGGACUGGAACGUUAUUAUGGAAGAUGUGGAGCGUGUAAUUAUGCCAGGGGUGACUCAUUGGCAAAGCCCCCACAUGCAUGCAUACUUCCCAGCCCUAAACAGUUUCCCGUCCUUACUUGGAGACAUGCUGGCUGAUGCCAUCAACUGCAUUGGCUUCACUUGGGCCUCUUGCCCAGCAGCAACAGAGCUGGAAACCAUUGUCAUGGACUGGCUGGGGAAAAUGAUUGGCCUGCCAUCAGAGUUUCUCCAUAGCAACAAACAUGCUAUGGGAGGUGGUGUCAUUCAGACAACGGCUAGCGACUGUACGUUUGUGACGUUGCUGGCGGCCCGUUCCGAUGCCAUCAGGCAUUACCGUGCCAACAACAACGACCUUGAAGAUGCAGAGGUCAAUGCCAGGCUGGUCGCUUACUGUUCCGACCAGGCGCACUCGUCGGUGGAGAAGGCGGGGCUUAUCGGACUUGUAAAAAUGCGGUUCUUACCAAGUGACGAAAACCUAAGUCUACGAGGGGAGAUCCUUCAAACAGCCAUAAACGAGGACCUCCAGGCCGGUCUUAUUCCCUUUUACCUAUGUGCGACUCUCGGGACAACAGGAGCAUGUGCGUUUGACAACCUCAGAGAAAUCGGACCAAUAUGCGAAUCUGAGGGUAUAUGGAUGCACAUAGACGCGGCUUAUGCUGGAACAGCGUUCAUCUGCCCCGAGUACCGGAAGUUCAUGACCGGAGUGGAGUAUGCGCAGUCAUUCGCUUUCAACCCAUCCAAGUGGAUGAUGGUCCAUUUUGAUUGCAGCGCCAUGUGGGUGAAGAACAGCGGUGCCCUACAUCGGACGUUUAAUGUGGAUCCGCUCUACCUAAAGCACGAGAACUCGGGUGCUGCAAUCGAUUACAUGCACUGGCAGAUCGCGUUAAGUCGGCGAUUCCGCGCCCUUAAGCUGUGGUUCGUCAUCCGAUCAUUUGGCGUGGACGGUCUGCAAAAACACAUUCGAGAGGGUGUGCGGCUUGCCCGGUACUUCGAGGAAAAGGUGAAAAAUGAUCCUCGGUUUGAGAUUCCCGCGGAGCGGCAUCUCGGAAUGGUCGUGUUCCGCCUGAAGGGGGACAAUGCACAAACGGAAGCGCUUCUCCAAACUCUGAACAGGGGCGGCAAACUACACAUGGUACCGGCCAGUAUCAAGGGGAAAUACAUUAUCCGGUUCACCGUGACCUCGACAUACACCUUGGAACAAGACAUUGACCGAGACUGGAAUAUCAUCAAACAGACGUACGCUAGGAUCGUGCGAGAUGACUCGGCGGAGUCAUUGGAGGACGAGGUUUUCGAAGAAGCGCACGAGAAGAAAACGGUGAAAGAGAAAGAAAAGACAUCAUGGAAAAAGAACCGGGAGUUCGGCAUGUCUCUCGUCCUGAGUAACGUCCCUAUGUCCCCGAAAUUCGUGAACGGGAGCUAUGCAGCUUUCUUUGACAAUAUGCUUGAAUUUGCGAAGGAAAUCACACGUACGGACUGCACUGAGAGACCGAUUCGACUUUCACCGCGCAGGCGCACGCACCUGAGGGACCAAUCAAAACAACAGAGCCUCGAUAUCGGAUCGCUCUCGGCCAAUAGGAAUCAUCCAUUUUCCAAGCAGGGUUCACUUGACAGCAAGGUUGAAGAAAUAUUAGAGAGCUAUUCGAACGGUGGAUAUGUCAUCAAGUAUGAACUGUACCCGAAAGAUCUAUCUGCUUUGACUGAAAACGAGCAAGAGGAAAAUGACACUGUUCUAAAAAUAGAAGUUCCGGUACACACUAACUCAGCAACGAGCGAAACUACCGGCAAGAAAAAGGUGGAGACAAAAGACGCUUCAAAUGGUGUGAGGAUGUUCUGCAAGCACUGUGGCCAUCCGGUUGAUGUUGACGUCUGA
Messenger RNA from Mya arenaria, 2040 nucleotides. RefSeq names its product histidine decarboxylase-like. NCBI's taxonomy places the organism in Eukaryota, Metazoa, Mollusca, Bivalvia, Myida, Myidae. The transcript has 16 exons. The coding region runs from base 1 to 2040 and encodes 679 amino acids. Gene Ontology annotation, biological process: L-histidine catabolic process; histamine biosynthetic process. Gene Ontology annotation, molecular function: pyridoxal phosphate binding; histidine decarboxylase activity. The record is from RefSeq and is a predicted model, not a curated record.